CAAUAUGUCUUAUCCUAGUAUUUUAUAUAUAUACCCAACCAGAACUUGUUCUCUAAAUUUUUCAAAUACAGUUUAAGCAAAAAAAAAAUAUAUAUAUAUAUAAUGACAAAAUUCCUUUUCAAACAAUUUUUUUUAUUAAUGGAAAACAUUCAUUUGUCUUUAAAUAUAUUCCCUUUUUCUUUUCCAAACUCAACUAUCCCACAUAUAUCACAAUAGACAAACUCCAACAUACCUCAGCUUCUUCAGCAACACGCAUAUACCCUCAAAAAACUACAUCUUCAAAUUAACUCCAUAAACCUGCAUCAUAGUCGUUUUCAUAAUAAUGCGUCACAUAUACGUUCUACACCAAACUGAAACUUAUUAAGAAUUCCUCCUAAUUAUUGUAUAUAUACAUUCAAGCCCACGCAUAAACAUGAACGUUUUAUUUACGGUAAAUACAGAAAAGGGAUGGCGGAAUACCAUAUCUUAUUCAUUUUUAUGUUAUUUAACUGAUAAAGCGAUAGUGUUUACUGAUUUAUGGAAUUUUGUUUGUGUUUUCUUUCUAAGUUGACUUAAAACUAAUACUUUAAAUCUGCACUCUUCCUCGAAAUUUCGCGUGGGCAUUCUUUCCAUCUUUGAAAAUCAACCAAUACACAUUUUCUCAGUCUUUGGAAGUCAAGCAAUACACAUUUUCUCAUCUCCCCCAUAAUAAGAAUAACAAAGGUCUAAAAUUGAUUCCUUCUUAACAAUAACGAAGAAGUACAAGAAAAACAAAUUAAAGUUAUCUUACAUUAAAAAAUGGUGAAAUAUUUUUCUUUGAUUAUCGUCCUCGCCUCUUCUCUUCUUCUUGUCCUUCAAGACCUCGAACAAGUUCACGCCCUUGGGUGUUCUGGAAUAUUCUUAAACGGUAACAGCAGCUACUUUCAGAAUCGUCAAAGUCUCUUCUCUACUCUUGCUUCAAAAGUAGUCGCCAACGGUGGAUUCUACAACGCCUCACUCGGCAAGAAUCCCAACAGAGUUCACGCUCUUGUCCUCUGCGCAAGAGGCUAUGAGCAACAAGCUUGUAUCAGUUGUGUCGAAAAAGUGACUCAAGAGAUACAAACGAGUUGCCCGAACCGAAUGAAUUCGUUCCAUUGGGACAAUGGCGAUGGAGACCAUGUUUCUUGUCUUGUACGUACCUCAAACCAGUCAACUUUCAAGAACUUCCAGCUUGUACCUGCUGCCAUAUACCCAAGUCCACUUACUAUCGAGCCAUCCAAGGACAUGACCCUUUUCAGUAAACAGUGGGAAGCAACGGUUAACCGGACAGUCCAGGCUGCCACGGAAGCUAAAAAUAUAUCCGUACUUCAGUACUAUAGUGCUGUAGAAGCCGAGUUCACGGAGUUUCCAAAUGUAUACAUGCUGAUGCAAUGCACGCCUGACAUAACUUCUCAAGACUGCAAGAUAUGUUUGGAAAAAAGCGGGACAUAUUUUAAAAAACAGUUUUGGGGAAGACAAGGCGGCGAGGUUAGUCGUCCGAGCGGUGUUUUCAGGUGGGAUCUAUAUGCUUUCCAUGGUGCUUUUGAUAAUAUAACAAGAGUUCCUGUACUUCCUGGAGGUCAAGGUCAGGCUCAGCCACCUUCAAAGGACAGUUCUAUAAAAGGCAAUAAAGAAAGAAGCAUUGGGAAUGGUGGAAUUAUCUCGAUAGUUGUUCCUGCUUUGAUUAACAUUUUAGUGUUUAUUGGACUCAUCAAACUCUAUACUCGGAGGAGACAAUUCAAAAACAAAAAUGUUGGUACUGCAGAGUACUCUGAUGGUCAACUUAUGUUACGGUUUGAUCUGGGAAUGAUCUUAAUGGCAACCAAUGACUUCUCGUCUGAUAAUACGCUUGGCCAAGGUGGAUUUGGUACGGUCUAUAAGGGGAUAUUGCCAAAUGGCCAAGAGAUAGCUGUGAAGAGAUUAACAAAAGGUUCAGGGCAAGGAGACAUGGAGUUUAAGAAUGAGGUUUCACUCUUGACAAGACUCCAACAUAGGAAUCUGGUUAAGCUUCUUGGGUUCUGUAAUGAAGGGGACGAGGAGGUUCUUGUCUAUGAGUUUGUCCCCAACUCAAGUCUUGAUCACUUUAUCUUUGAUGAAGAGAAGCGUUCGUUUCUUACAUGGGAGGUGAGGUGCAAAAUUAUAGAAGGCAUUGCUAGAGGCUUUCUUUAUCUCCAUGAAGACUCUCAGCUGAAGAUUAUUCAUAGAGACUUGAAGGCAAGCAACAUCCUUUUAGAUGCUGAGAUGAACCCUAAAGUUGCAGACUUUGGGACAGCUAGAUUGUUCAACACUGACGAGACUCGAGCUGAAACAAGACGAAUAGCUGGUACCCGUGGAUAUAUGGCUCCUGAAUACGUUAAUCAUGGGCAAAUCUCAGCUAAAUCUGAUGUAUAUAGCUUUGGUGUUAUGCUUCUAGAGAUAAUAAGUGGUGAAAGAAACAAGAGCUUUGAAGGAGAAGGAAUUGCAGCUUUUGCAUGGAAGAGAUGGGUUGAAGGAAGGCCUGAAAUCAUAAUUGAUCCUUUCUUGGUAGAGAAUCCGAGUAACGAGAUCAUUAAGUUGAUCCAGAUUGGUUUAUUGUGUGUCCAAGAAAAUGCAUCAAAGAGACCAACAAUGAGCUCUGUAAUAGUUUGGCUUGGCAGUGAGACAAUUAAAGUUCCUUUACCUAAGGCUCCUGCUUUCACAAGUAAACAAUCCCAAUCUGAAGAUGGGAUAAUGUCAAUCAGCAAUGUCUGCACGGAGUUGAGUUCUCGUUGACUUAUAAAUUUAUUAAUCAGUAUGUUGUUUAUAAGGUAGUACAAAAUAUUCUUAUUACAAGUAGAUACAAUCACAAGUUCUAGAAACAGAGAAUAUAUUACUUGCUUAUUUGAUUCAUAUGUUUGUUUUGUUCAUUGAUUGUUGCUCUUUUUCAUUUGCUCAGUGCUUUGUUUUCUUCUUUGAUUUAUUUGAUGUAUGAAGAAGAAAGACAGAGUUGAGAGAAAACGAAGAUAGGUCUAGAGUUUCCUUUAAUAAUAUUAUUGCAAUGUAGUCUGUAAGUAGCCACCACUCAAGAGGAGGAAAAGAUAUUUUCAAAAGAGGAAAGAUUAAACGCUCUGAACUAAAUAAAGAGUUCAAAGGAAAAUUUGAAUUUUUAGUCGAUCCAAACACAACUUUGACUUCAGUGUCCAGAGUCCUAUAGUCCAAAUAAUGGUUAAUUUAUGUCAUAAUUUUUGAUUCAGAAUGAAUUUAAUAUCCCUGACCUCUCUCAUGAAAAGAAACUUGGCCUAAGUGAAUUUGAAUGUGUACAAGAUUAACAAGAAGUUCAGGGCAAGGAGAUAUGGAAUGAGGUGUUACUUCUGGCAAUAGUUAAACAUAUAAUUAUGGCUAAGCUUUUUUUUUUUUACUAAUAUGGCUAAACUUUGUUUCUGCAAUAAAAGAGAUGAAGAGUUUUUAGUUAGUGAAAUUGUUUCCUAUUUAAGCCAUGGAGAAUUGAGGAGAUUCUCUAGCAUAAAAGAUUCUCUCUAAGAUCAUUUUCAAUAUGUUUCUAUGAGAAAAUGGCCUAGAUAGUCCCAAACCAAGUUUUUGUUUCCAAACUAGCGCUCAAGGUCCAAAGUGACAAAAAUAGGUUUCAUUAAAGAGGAUCAUUUACUCUUAUGCUUCUUAUGCACGACGACAGCUCGUCUCUUCUCCGGCGUCAAUCAUCUCCAGCAUAAAUCAUCUCGGCCAUCAUCAUCUCCGGCAUCGUCCAUCAUCGUCUCAGGCGUCGAUCGUCUCCGGCGUCGUUCAUCUCCGCCGUAAUCAUCUCCGCUGUAAUCAUCUUCGCCAUCUCUCUGUAAUUGAGCUAAACGUGUUUGAUUUCUGUGUGAAAAGUCAAUUGUGAAAAUGGUUACAAAACCAGGUACUGCAUCCGAGGCACUCUAUAAUCCAGAUGUGUCUAAUGUGGAUAUGGAACCAUACAGUCAUUGGAGUCUAAACUUUCGAAGAAACUCGAGAUUACAGAGAAUGAAAAAGAGGACAACGACGAAGAAGAAGAAGGAAGCAAAGGUGAAUAUUUUUUUCUUAGUGUUCUGACUGAUCACACAGUUUUGAGCUCUUUUGCGUCUCUAAUUCAAUCACCCAUUAAGAAAAAAAAAUCUUUUUGAUAUCUCUCUGUGUUACUGAUUAAUUAGAUUGUAGAAAAUUGGUGUUUUUAAAUGUUUAGAUUAUUGAUAGCUUUCUAAGACUUAAAGUAUAGCCUUAUGGUUUAGAUUGAGAAUGGAUGAGUUCAUGAGUGUAUGGUUGAUUAAUAAGUUACUUCUUGUUUGUUUUAAGCUGAGACUUCAACUACAAAGAAGAAGAAAAACAAGAAUAAAAGCAAGUAAGUAAUGUUUUUUCUACGUCUUUUUUUUUAAUUUGAUUUGCCACUUUUGGUUGUUUGCUUUACUGAUCAGUCUCUUGCUUAUCUUUGCAGGAAAAAACCCCAGCAGACUGAUCCGCCUACAAUCCCUAUCGUGAAAUUUUUCCCAUCCGGAGACUUUCGUUAAGGUGAAAUCCAACAGUAUAAGGAUGAGUAAGUUCCAUACCAACAACUCUAUUCGGACCAGCUUUAUAGUAUGCAAUAAGCUUGUGGAUUUAGUUCAUAUAGCUUUUGUCUUUGCAUCUGUUAAACUCCAUCGUAUUUUUAGUCUUUUUCUUUUCAAUACUUUUUUUCUUCUCUUGUUACCUUUAUGACACUUUAAGAUCGUGAUCUCUGUAAUGUAGCAAUUUGUUGGUGUUUUAUAAUGAUACCACAUUUAACACUUUCUUGAUAUAAUUACUGAAAAUGCUUCAAGCUAUUCUAUUUCUAUGUUCUCUGUUUUGUAGACAAUGACCUCUAUUUGGUGAUUUCUAUAGCCAAUGAUUUUUUUAUAGAUUUUGAUUAUGUUGUUUUGUUUUUUAUUUUUUUGGACGAUUAAGUUCCAAUUCAGGAUAGCCGUCCUGAACAAGGACUAUCUAACAUUCCUUACACGCUUUUGAUUCUCUUCGAAAACAUACUUAUGCAAGAAAAUACACUCAUUUUAUUUUUCUAGAAGCCCAUCUUGAAAGUUUCACAAGCUAUCCUAGAUAACAGUGUGUUUUAGAAUGAUACCACAUUUAACACUUUCUUGAUAUUAUUACUGAAAAUGCUUCAAGCUAUCAUAUUUCCAUGUUCUCUGUUUUGUAGACAAUAACCUCUAUUUGGUGAUUUCUAUAGCCAAUGAAUUUUUUUUAUAGAUUUUGAUUAUGUUGUUUUGUUUUUUGUUGUUUUGGACGAUUAAGUUUCAAUUCAGGAUAGCUAUCCUGAACAAGGACUGUCUAACAUUCUUUACACGCUUUUGAUUCUCUUCGAAAACAUACUUAUGCAAGAAAACACACUCAUUUUAUUUUUCUGGAAGCCCAUCCUGAAAGUUCCACAAGUUAUCCUAGAUAACAUGUGUGUUUUAUAAUGAUACCACAUUUAACACUUUUUUGAUAUAAUUAUUGAAAAUGCUUUAAGCUAUCCUAUUUUCAUGUUUUGUGUUUGAUAUGUGUUCCAUGUUUUGUAGAUAAUGACCUCCAUUAGGUGAUUUCUAUAGCCAAUGAAUUUUUUCUAGAUUUUGAUUAUGUUGUUUUGGACGAUUAAGUUCCAAUUCAGAAUGACCAUCCUGAACAAGGACCGUCUAACAUUCCCUACACGAUUUUUUUUUGGAAACCUAUCCUGAAAAUUCCACAAGCUAUCCUAGAUAACACGUGUGUUUUAUAAUGAUACCAUAUUUUUAUUCAUUCACACAGCAAAAGUGCAUUAUUGUAUACGAAAUGUCAUGCAACUUAAUAACAUGUCUCAAAAAUAAAUGGAGACAAGUUAUAAACCAAAUGUCAUUAAGGUCUGAAUUUUGAGAGCAGAAAGAAAAAAGGUUUUUUUAAAUUUCAAAGAUUUAUCCGAACUUGUCUCCAAGAAAAAAUCAAACGGGAAUAACAGUAUUAGACUCUCCAGCUACUUCUUUUUCUUCUGGAAUAAACUUUAUUUGUGACCAUAAGGUGUUUAAAGUUUAUUCCAAAUGAGAGAAGUUAUGUAGAUCUCAGAUUCAGAGAGCGAAGAACAAAACUUUUGAUCGGUGCUCGUCGCUUCAGCAUUUGAUUUUUUUCCGAUGACGUUGACGUUGAGAGGAGGCGAUGAUCCAAACCAAAAUUGGUCAUGUUCUUCAAUCACUUUGGCUCUGAUCCAAUUGGAUACUUGAGCUCAGGCAGAGCUAGUAAUUAAGGUAUUGAAACUCCCAUUGUGUCCCUGUCUUGCGUAAACCAAACCAAAAAUUUUUUUCAAGUAGUAUCAAAGUUUCUGGAAAGCUAUCCUAAAACUAUGAAACGUCUUCCUAAAACCAAAAGAAAAAAUCUCAAAAGUUUUCCCAAACAAAUUCAUCUCAGUCACACUCACGAACACAAGCAAACUCUUCUGGCUCAUUUCACACACACAAUUUUCAAACAUUAUCAUAUCACCCAACUUAACUAUAAAGAUCCCCUCCCCUAAACAUUCAAUAGAUGCGAACAAACAACAAAUGAAUAUGCCAGCAAGGAUAUAAAAGUGAAAUCUAAAGGAAAAAUCAAAAUCAAUCUGUUGUUUGAGAAAGCUAAGCUUAAAACAUCACAAGUUUUCAGAAGCAAACUCAUCACAGUCAUACUGAGGAACACAAAAUAAUUCUUCUGGCUCACCUCACACACAGUUUUCAAAGCCAGCGUCAAGAAACUUAACUAACUCAGGCAUAAAGCCAGUGUCUCCCAUUAUCUCUUAACCUCUUCUGGUAAGCUACAGAGCCUAGACGUAACCUUCAAGGCUGAUUCUUGAACGGAGAUCUCCCGUUGCUUAGAAGAUACAUCAAAGGAUCCAAGAACUUGCAACUCAUCAAUGCAUUCAAACAACCGGGCGACCUGAAACAUAAGUUAUCGAUUGCCCUUAACGCUGUCUCCUUAGAUUUGGAAGAGGACAACAGAUUGGGAUCUGAUAAUACACUCACUAGCUCCUGGAUUCCUCCUUUUCUAACAAAGACCUCACGUUUCUGUUCAUCUUUAAAACACAUACCUAACAAAAGAUCAAUAGAAUUUACCUGAACAAUCUCUUCCUUCGAUCCAAUAAGCUUAAUGAAAGUUGUCUUCGUAUCAUCUUCUUCAAUCAUAUACCUCUUGAUCUCUUCAACACCUACGGGAUUCCUCAACACUCCACAUGAGCACUGUCAAAAAUCUGAAUAUGAAAUAAAUAAAGCUUGAUAAGAGAAGAAAUAUGAACAUAAAACAUUCAAAAUCGCUUAC
This is a messenger RNA of Brassica napus (rape), 7248 nucleotides long. RefSeq names its product putative cysteine-rich receptor-like protein kinase 39. The record is from RefSeq and is a predicted model, not a curated record. Gene Ontology annotation, molecular function: ATP binding; protein kinase activity. The transcript is spliced from 7 exons. NCBI's taxonomy places the organism in Eukaryota, Viridiplantae, Streptophyta, Magnoliopsida, Brassicales, Brassicaceae. Gene Ontology annotation, biological process: protein phosphorylation. Bases 778 to 2748 code for a protein of 656 amino acids.